Durusdinium trenchii is the source of this 1491-nucleotide messenger RNA. NCBI's taxonomy places the organism in Eukaryota, Dinophyceae, Suessiales, Symbiodiniaceae. The record is from the annotation of a GenBank genome assembly.
AUGCCACCUGUGAAGAUUGCUGAGUUUCUGAGGCAGCUUCGCGCUUCAGAUUGCUUCUUGGCGAAUGUCAAGAGGCUGCCGAGCUUCCUCACCAUCGAGCAGCAGCAGUUCGACAAGUUGAUGAUCUUUUUGGAAGCUGCCAAGUUCAAUGAGGAACAAUGCACCAAGGCCGCUGAGCAGGUGCAAAAGCUUUCGAUGUUUAGUUCGCAGAAUGUUGAGCGCUUGCUGCAGAAGGUUGCUGAAGCCUGCGCUAAUAGGCGCCAUGGGGGCAAUGGAGGUCCUUCCACAGAGGCCCAGGACUACAGCACCAUUUUCAGGUUUGUGCCAGACAGUGUUUGGCAGCGCUUGAAUGGUCAUGGCCCAACAAGGCUACAUGAGCUAUGCGGAUUUGCCGCUAAGCUGGGUUUGAUUUGCCCCACUGAAAAGACGGUUGGAGUCUUGACAGUGAUCCUUUUUUGGAAGGAGUGGCAGCAUCAGAAGAUUUCGGCAACUGAAAGGUACAAGAUUUUGCAAGGCUGCAGGGCACAGAUCCGUGGGUUGCUUAAGGAAUAUGGUUCUGUUGCCAAGAAUGUGGAGAUGAGAUUGCCUCAGUUGCCACCAGUCUUUUCUGAGCUGCCACCUUCACAUAAAAGGGUCUUUGAGGAUGAAAGCAUAGGUUCACCAAGGCAGGUGACCCCUGAGUUGGAAGACGCUGUCCGCUCCUUCAAGGUUCGCAGCAGUGCUUCGGACAUCAAUCCUCAGUCAUGCAAGAAUGUCUUCAUGAAGUGGCUGGGGCAAAUUGAUGGGCCGCAUACAAGCGAAUCAUCUUUCCAGAAUCAACCCGAAAUACUUCCGAUUGAAGAUGGCCGAGUGGAUUCCCAGGAGCAAGCGAUGUCCAUUGUCUCUGGGGAGUCUGCUUCAAAGAACCUGGUUUCAUUAGCAAAGCCAGAGUUGUUCUCCAGCUUGAAGACAGAACUGACAGAAGUGAAAGGUCACCUCCAAAAGAAAAAGAGUGUGGCAGAGACCUUGUUGGAUCUCAAGUCUGCCUACCAUGGCGUCAAGGACAGCCACAAGCUAGGUGAAGAUUCCAAUGGAACAACGGCUAAGAAGAGGCCAGUGCCAGCUGCUGAAGCUCACACUGAAAAAAACGAGACCUCUCCUCCAAAAGGGAAUGAGAACAAGUCGAAGAAACAAAAGGAGCCGAAGUCAAUCCUGAAAGGGAAAGACAGCAAAGCAAAAAAAACACAAACAAAAGAGCCUGUGUCAGGUCCAAAAGGCAAAGCUGACAAAGCACACAAGCAAAAGCUUUCAGCAGUUGGCAAGAUGGAGAAGAAAGAGAAACCAGCGUUGAAAAUGGACAAAAAAAAUGUGGCCAGUCGCGCUUACCAUCAAAUCCUGAAUCUGAAAAUUCAGGAGGGCCUGUGUAAAGAGCAGGCCAAAUGUUUUGCCAGGAGUGCUCACAUGGAAGCAGCCGAUCGGUGGGACUUUGAGCACCGGUCAUCACUGACAUGA